CUUCACUUCAUCGUACAAUCGCGUUAACUUUAUCACCGCACACUUUUCAUCACUCCUUGUCCUCCACCUACUGUCAUUAAUUUCCAUCAUUCCCAAACUCUUCAACUGCCUUCUAUGCUGCACCUUUUCACAGCACAACAACUUGUCUUCUGCAGUCUGCGUUAUAAUCAUGGCAACGGCAGUAGAAGCAAACAGCGAUAAAGGUGGGGAGCUCGAUGGUGACAUCUCACCAAGGAACAAGGACUCCAGCACCUUGGCACAGUCUAUCCCAUCGCUCGAUACCACGAAUAAUGGCCUCGGAUCUCUCAACAUGCGCGCAGAUCCAGAUGCGCAAGCUACAGUAACUGAUUUCCUCGAUUUUACCGAAUACCUCCCGUCCGACAUGAUGCGAUCUCUUACCCUCAUCGGGAACCUUGACCAAGCCUACCUCGAGGCCUCAGCAACCGUAAAUGGCCUCACUGCCACAUGGGGAAAAUUGCCAACUCUGCCAGCCGACCAGCGCCCUGCCCCCGCAAGAUUGCGCCAAGAGAUAUCCGAGAAUCUAAAUCGCGCCGUCAGCUCGCGCGUCUUUUCUCACGCCGAAGCUGUUCGCAUACAUGAAAACGUGAUCAGGCAUUACAACAGGGCCAAGACCAUCCAUGCGAAACUUCAAGCGAUGCGCGACAAUUUUCCUACCGCGGAGGAACAGAAGAGCCCUACCCAGGUUAAGUCCCCGCAGAUGGUUCGCACCCCCAAGAUCACUCUUCGGCUAGAUAGCAACGGACAGAAAAUUCAGAGGCCACCCAGAAUCACCGUUCCGGGUGAGGUCCUCGCGCCUUACGAGAUCGAUUUUAACUCCUACAGCUCAUUGAGCGACGAAUCCUCCGACGACGAAGAAGAAGAGGAAGAUAUGCCGGUAUCCCCUCCAAGGCAAGUUGCGGCGCCGUCGGCUCGCAUUAAGGUGGUCAAACCGCCCAAGUCCCCCAAACCCCCCAAGCAGAAGAUACCCAAGCCACCGCGACCUCCUCGCGCAUCUAUGCAUAGGUCUGAUAACACCAUACCCAUGAUGUCUACGAGCACCGCCUUGGCCCAGCUUAAGCCGCCUCCCGAGAAUGCGGUUCCCGGCAGCGCUGACGCCCCGUGGCUUCAACUGACGCCCUACGAGUUGGCGAAGCUACGAAAGCGCAUGAAGAAGAACGCGGUGUGGAACCCUAGCGAUACCAUGAUAGCCCGCGAACUUAAGAACUUGGGACGUGGUGUCGAAGCCUACAGGGCCGCCCAGAAGCAAGCGGAGGAGGAGGGAAAGCCCUUCGAGGCAGCUCUCCCCGCCCCGGUGGUAGAUGCUGAAUCCGGGACUCAGCAUCCUCCCGAAGGUGCGAUCAGCGCUGAAGCUCUGACAGCAGACGAGGUACAGUUAAGCAACCGUGGCAUGAAGUUGAAUGAGGCCAAGAAGCUGAAACGUGAAUCUAUGGCAAGAAUCGCAGCCGAGGAAGCAGAAGAAUCUGCUAGGAAAAUGGUGGAAGCUGCCAGAAUGUUUCUUAGCCACGAAGCCUCUCCAUCCGUCAACGGGGGCCAGGACAGACCACCUGAGGCAAGCCAGAGUCAAGGGAAGGCCAGCAAGCCAAAAACGAGAAAGCGAAAGCGCAACUCCAUGUCGGAGACUCCUGUCUCGGAGAAACCCGAGGCGGCUCAGAGCCUGCCUGCCAACCAACCGGCUAGUCAACCUGAGAAACCUCAGCUGAAGCGAACUAAGACGGAGACUCCGGUUCCGCUGCCGCAACUGACUCCUCGGCCACCUUCGGUACCUCCCCCGCCCCCCGCCUCUACGGUGCCAUCCGCUCCUACGGAAACUCCUGUCCCCGUCCCGCACCUAGGAAAGAUCUCUCAGGCUGCGACAACGUCGAAGACGCCGGUACCUGUACCGCUUCCGGUUUCGUCUGACACGUCUAUGGUUACUACAAGGUCUGCUGCUUCAUCUUCGACAACUAGCCCGGCACCUCCAUCCAGCGUCACCACGACCGUUCCUGUCAAGCCGCCCGCAGAGACACCGGUCCCGCUGCCUCCCAAGACUUCAACCACGCCUAUCCCCCCUCCAGCUCGGGAGCUACCCAAACGGGAAACUAGACAGAACUUACAGCAAGUUCCUGCCCCCACCCCAGCUAACCCCAAGCAGCCAAGUUCUCGGGGCAACACCCCAACAACCACUUCCGUAACCGAAUCGCAGCCAGCAUCUGCACGUCGGCCCACCUCACGUGGCAAAGCUGCGAGUCAGGAGCCGCCUCCAACGCUAGCAGCCGAACGUCCUCGACGUGCGAGCACCGCUCGGAACACGCCCGCUCCCGAGCUGCGCCAACCUAGCAAGCGCACUAAACGACCUGCUCCUGGUGUGGUGACUACAAACUCGGGUGGCACUAGCGCUAUAGGGAAGCGCAAGGCCGCGCCUCGCAAGAAGGCCAUCGGUAAGAAAGAGAAAGGCGCGAAUCAGGAAGUUGAAGGCGAAGUGGACGACGACGGCAACGUCAUCGAUCCCGAUGAACCGAGAUACUGUCUUUGCAAUGGGGUUAGCUUUGGCACUAUGAUACAGUGCGACAACGUUGAUGUGAGCGCCAAAAAGAACACCAAAACCCCAGCACGAGAUGACAAGACAAGACGCGUGAAAAAACUAACCGAGAACCGCAUACAGAAUUGCAAGCAAGAAUGGUUCCAUCUAGGGUGCGUGGGACUUACUGAGAUACCCGCACGUACGACAAAGUGGUAUUGCCCCGAAUGCCGCAUUGCACUGAACAUCGGAGGAAGAGGAGAAGUGAAUUCGCGAGGAGUGAGGAUGUGAUCACGCCUACCAUAAUCUCCAUAAUUCCCGACCUAUAUGAUGAGAAGACGCUUAGUCUUUCGCUAACGAUUGAUGCUAUUCAUCCAACCUUUACUCUGAUCAUAGACCUCUACUCAGGGGUCUUUUUUCUAUCGAGCCUUAAUACGACCCAAUCCAUACCGAUAUGGAGACGUGAAAAAAAGAGAGAUACCCAAAAAGAUUUUUACUCGAGGAG
Molecule: messenger RNA, 3023 nt
Organism: Annulohypoxylon truncatum
Lineage: Eukaryota; Fungi; Ascomycota; Sordariomycetes; Xylariales; Hypoxylaceae
Exons: 1
Coding region: 170-2809 (879 amino acids)
Biological process (GO): regulation of DNA-templated transcription
Cellular component (GO): Rpd3L-Expanded complex; nucleus; Rpd3L complex
Source: RefSeq, a predicted model, not a curated record